AUGCUCCCUCUACAGUCUAUAGAGGGCAUGCCUCCUCACGGAGCCUCUGCUGCUGGGGAGAAUGGAGAGACCCGGCAGCAGAAGCCCAAGACGUUACCGUGCAAGUAUUGCAGCAAACGCUUCAGGCGUGUGGAGCAUGUUCAAAGACACGAAAGGACGCACACCAAAGAGAAGCCUUUCGCCUGCGGUUGGGCUCGCUGUGGGAAAACAUUCGGACGACGUGAUCUACUCGUCCGCCAUGAGAAGCUCGUUCACCUUAACGAGGGCAGCAAGGAGAACAACCGCCCGAGGAAGACCUCGUCCAGCACCCACAAUCCGCCGUCUUCGUCCGAGAGCCAUGUUGAGCAUGAGAUGCUCGGCGUCCAACGCCCGCCCCAGCCCCACUAUCACCAAGAGUCGAUAACGCCCGUGGCGUCUACCAUGGCCCCCGAUCCUCGCAUGUCGGGCACGGCUCGUGCCGCUGCCUGCAACCUCGACUUGCUCUCCGAUGCUGCUCUGGCCAGCGAAGUUAACCCUAUGCAGCAGCCUAUGAUGGCGGACAUGGGACGUCCGCCUUCAGAUCACGCGAGGAUCAAGUCCUAUGACGAGUCCAUGGGGUAUCAUGACCGUCCGCGGGAGGAACAGAACAUGCUGGCGCCUGGGUACGCUCCCCAGCCCCAGGCCGCGCCUUACGACGACUACCACAUCUUCCUCGACGACUUUGCGCCUUCGCAUUACCUCCCACCCCCGUAUGAGUCUGACCAGCAGAUGGGUGGUCUGUGGCCGCGGUCCGGCGACAUGCAUCAUCGUGGACCGUCCAAGCCAUCAUCACAGUUUCCCUCGCGAUUUCCUUCGGUCCAGCCCGAAGGGAGAGAGGGGCUAGAGAGCGGCCCACGUAGCCACGAGGAGUUGACGAGAGCGCCACUUCGCAUAUCCGCUGCCGACCAUACCGUGAUCAAGAACAGGCUGGAAGAGUUUUCGUCCGUUAUCCCCAACGACUUCGUCUUCCCGUCUCGCCAUACUCUCACUCGCUUCUUGGAGGGUUACAUCAGCGGCUUCCACGAAUACCUCCCGUUUCUUCACAUUCCUACUCUGACGCCCUCCGAAAUGGCACCCGAGCUUCUCCUUGCUAUCCUGGCUGUCGGUGCCCAGUAUCGAUUUGAAAGCCACCGAGGUCACGCUUUAUGGUACGCCGCCAAGGCUGUUGCGCUUGAGCAAAUUCGACGGCGGCAUAGUCACGAAGUGCAUGCCCUGCUCCCGACACCAGCUGCGUACAGCCCGCACUCGACGCGACCCUCCCCGACCUCUGGUUUCCGUCACACGUUUGCUUCGGCACAACAAGAUCGCCCGAUGACUCAAGACACCCACCGAGAGCCAUUCUCGCCGAACACGCCACAAGCCCGACUUGAGACGACCCAGGCCGUCCUUUUACUUUUCGCAGUAGGGCUCUGGGGAGCCAAAGCCAUCUUGCACGAGGCCCUGUCCCUGCAGAGCCACCUCGCCAUGCUGGUUCGCGAGGAGGGCCUGGUCGCCGAGUCGAGCCCGGCCGUCGCGCCAGAUUGGGAGACUUGGAUCCGACUCGAAGGGGCUACGCGGACAAAACUUAUAGCAUACUGCUUCUUCAACCUCUGCAGCAUCGCGUACAAUGUGCCGCCCCUUAUCCUUACAUCGGAACUCGGCCUCUUCUUGCCCUCUCCAUCCCGGCUGUGGAGGGCCGAGUCAGCAUGGCAGUGGCAGGAGGACCGGCAAAAUUACCCGUCCGCCGAGAUCACCGUCCACGACGCCUUCUCUAGGGUUUUGACGACCUCGCCCCAGGGCUUGCCUCCGCACAUGUCGUCCCUCGGAAAUUACGUACUGAUCCACGCUUUGCUGCAGCAUAUAUACCUGUUGAAGCAAACCUCCUUUGCGCUGAGCUCGCCGUUCGGGCCCCAGAGAGGCCUGAAGCCGGAGGAUGUUGAAGAGGUCACCGCGGCGCUGCGGAUCUGGCAGGUCAGUUUCGAACAUCGACACCAGUUACGUGCGGCCGAUGCAGGGCACGUGGGCAACAGCGACUCGUUCCCAGGUGGCCCGGUAGCUUUCAACUCGACUGCUCUCUUGCGUCUGGCGUACAUUCGCCUGUACACGGAGAUCCCGCCUGGAAGAUGCCUCGAAACCCGGGAUCAUAUGCUGGUCGCUUCGUCGCUGAGCGGCAUGCCCCUUCUGGUUCGUACCUUGAGGCUGCACAGAGCCGUGUUCCAGGCCAUCCAUGCCCUGUCCAUGUUGGUUAAGGCCGGCGUCAACUACGUUGCGAGGACAAAGAGCCUGGAAUGGAGCAUCCAGCAUGCCUUGUGUAACUUUGAAUGUGCCAUCCUGUUAUCCAAGUGGCUUCUCACCCUCGCGUCGAUCGGACCGAAUGACCCGCCUGCGACGCCCGAAGAGAAGAAUCUCCUGCAGUCGGUUAGGAGGAUGCUCGACGAGACGGAAUUCGCCGUGCCCAUUGAUCCAUCCCUGGGCGGACCCGCAGCCGGCCAGCCUGCCAGCAGCGAGGUGUCUGCUAACGACAGCACACGGCUGAGGCAGCUGGCCGCGGCGGUCAUCAGGCUCUGGGCGGAGACUUUCAAGGGCUCUCACAUUUUCGAGAUGGUCAGGGUCAUGGGCUCGAGUCUGGAUGGGUAUGCCGAUUUGGUCGAGAAGCCCCGAGACAGGACGCCUCUAGGUCGCAUCGCUCAUGAUCCCAACCUCGGGUGA
This is a messenger RNA of Colletotrichum graminicola M1.001, 2706 nucleotides long. RefSeq lists its product as uncharacterized. Gene Ontology annotation, biological process: regulation of transcription by RNA polymerase II; DNA-templated transcription. Gene Ontology annotation, molecular function: DNA-binding transcription factor activity, RNA polymerase II-specific; zinc ion binding; RNA polymerase II cis-regulatory region sequence-specific DNA binding. Bases 1 to 2706 code for a protein of 901 amino acids. NCBI's taxonomy places the organism in Eukaryota, Fungi, Ascomycota, Sordariomycetes, Glomerellales, Glomerellaceae. The transcript has 5 exons. Gene Ontology annotation, cellular component: chromatin. The record is from RefSeq and is a predicted model, not a curated record.